Harmonia axyridis is the source of this 1392-nucleotide messenger RNA. RefSeq lists its product as uncharacterized. The record is from RefSeq and is a predicted model, not a curated record. The coding region runs from base 1 to 1392 and encodes 463 amino acids. The transcript is spliced from 3 exons. NCBI's taxonomy places the organism in Eukaryota, Metazoa, Arthropoda, Insecta, Coleoptera, Coccinellidae. Gene Ontology annotation, molecular function: protein dimerization activity.
AUGGAGCAGGCUGGUAUUAGAACGCCACAUUUUCUAGUCAGUCUUAGUUUCACUGUCUAUUUUACAGCAGGCCGUAACUACAAGCCCUCCAACCACGGCAAGAAUAGUCUUCUCGCCCAGAACCACGGGAAGCUUAAUUUGGAAAUUUGUCCUGUUGAAAAUGAGGGAAACUUCAGAGCUCUUCUAAGAUUCAGAGCCAAUUUUGGAGAUGAGGCUCUGAAAAAACAUUUAGAAAUAGGAUCGAAAAAUGCACUUUACCUCUCACCAAAAACAGAAAAUGAAAUUAUUUUGACUAUUAACGAUAUAAUGUUGAAGAAAUUGGUUGAGAUGGUCAAUUCCGCGAAAUGUUUUACUGUUCUUGCAGAUGAAACGACAGACAUCUCAACACAAGAACAAGCAUCAAUCGGCGUUAGAUACCUAUACAACAAUGAUAUUAAAGAAGAUUUCCUUCAGUUUGUACCUGUUUCUGAUUUAACUGGUAAAACUGUUUCUGAUUUAACUGGUAAAAACCUUGCGACAGUCAUUUUGAAAUCAUUACGCGAGUUUGGAAUUGAUACAAAGUAUUUGAGGGGGCAAGGAUAUGAUGGGGCCUCUGCAAUGAGUGGAAAAUUCAACGGAGCACAGGCAUAUCAUGAACAUAUCGAUCUUUUAAAUGCUAUGAACAUGGUGACUAAUCUAAAAAGGACGAUAGAAAAAAUCAGAACCAAUGCUGAAGAAGAAUUUGCAACCAUAUUUAAUGCAUCAGAGACUAUGGCUGAAUUACUCAGUACCUCAAUAAAAGCCCCAAGAAGAACUGGACGACAAACUCUUAGGUGCAACCUUGAAACCGACAAUCCUCAAUCAUACUUUAAGAUAUCCCUAUUUUUGCCAUUUUUAGAUCACUUUUUAAGUGAAUUAAAUAGUCGCUUUCUGAAACAUCAAGACGUACUGAAAAGUUUUGAGUGUCUUUUACCGACCUCUACCAGUAAUGCUGAAGUCACUAGAACACAGGAAGAAAGUUUUAAAAAGCUCCUGAAUUUCUAUCAUGAAGAUAUUCAAAUUGGUGACAUCGCUGCCAUUGGGGAACUCCAUAUGUGGUACGAGAGAGUGAAAGAUUUUAAAAUUAGCUCAAGGAAGGCAAUCAAUUUUUACACUGCCUGCCAUCAGGAUGUUUUCCCCACUAUCAACGCCCUCCUGAAAAUUCUUACCACUCUUCCUGUAUCGACAUCAACCAGUGAAAGGUCCUUCUCAUAUCUUAGAAGAUUGAAAACAUACUUAAGGAACACAACUGGCCAGCAAAGGUUGAACGGGCUUGCUAUGCUCAAUACUCACAGAGAGCUAGAUAUCAAUGCUGCUGAAGUGUUGGACGAGCUGGCAAAAACACCUCGCCGUCUUGAAUUUAGACUUUCUUGA